AUGAGUGCAACCAAACCAGCCGAAAACGGCAAGUAUCGGGUGGCGACGCGCGGCAUGGUGGACGAGGACGUGUACGAUACCCGCAACCGCCACGUGGCCGCUCACCAACAGCACCUCCGGCUGCGACGCAUCAAAAAUGUGCUGGCCAAAAGAACUGCUGUCUCUGAAAUGGAGGCGGACGUCAUCCAGGGCGAACUGGCCCGCGACUUGCGUCUCUUGGUGGAGGCAGGAGCCCUUGAGCUGCCAGACAUUGGCGAUGAGCACCAGCUGGAACAGCUGUUGCGAGACGAGUUACAGUCUCACGAAUCGGUCCAUGGAGCUGUCGAUGGGCUCGUCGACGGCGAUCUCGACGGAAACGUGGACGUAGUCAUGGAUCUGACCGACGACGAAGAUGGCGCACUGGAAGACGAAGAAGAACGGAUGAUCCAGGAAGCCUUGGAACUGGAGGCCCGGGACAUUGAGCAUCUCGUCAACCAGAUGAACCUCGAUCAUUAG
This is a messenger RNA of Yarrowia lipolytica CLIB122, 495 nucleotides long. RefSeq lists its product as uncharacterized. Lineage: Eukaryota; Fungi; Ascomycota; Dipodascomycetes; Dipodascales. The record is from RefSeq and is a predicted model, not a curated record.